GAGCCUGUGACAGAUUGUAGUCAACAUGAGCAGAGGCAGAGGAGCAGAUUUGAUUUGAAGGUUAUUAGGCCGGCAGAGAAGCCGUUGUUUGAUGUGGAAUGGCUGUCACCCGCUGGGAGAGAUAAGGGAUUCUGCACAUACCUGUCGACCGCAUCGCCCCUGUAUAAAAUACUUCUUAAAGGCUUGCACCUGAGAAAUACUGAUCCCAACUUCUGCCAGCUCCCAGACUCCCAGUCACAGCCCUUACAGGGGAGACCGGCCCAUUCGCAGGAUAGUAGAAGGACUUUAUUAUUAUUACAUUUCAGGACAUAUCACUGUCUCACUUGUAUCAAAGGGAUGCACAUCUUGAACCUGAUAUCCAUGGUGUAGAGUCUCAGCUUAAUGUACACAGCACUCAUGGUUACCAUCUCUCUGUUAGCCAUGGCUGUUCUCCUGCUGUCUUUGCCUCAAAGUGUUUCUUCAAAGAAAGUUUUCCACAAUGACUCAGAGACGGUGUAUCUGGGAUCCCAGUUUUUAGAGCCGGCUCUUCGUAGAGCGAUGGAACUCACUGACGCUGCUUACACCCGAACGAGCGAAAGAGUGAAGAUGUCUCUGUCUGAAGGGGCUCUACGGCCCAGCGACCUCCUGGCGCAGUUCAAACAGGCCGAGCCCAGCACCAGAGCUCACAUCCAGGCUGCAGAGCUCCUGGACAACACAGUGGAGCUGAUCAGAGAGAUGGUCUACACUCACACCAUGGUCAUGCCAGACCACAGUGAGCUGCUGAGUGACGGGGAUGUGGAGGAGCUGCUGCAGGUGACUGGAUGCUCCUCUGAGCUGAAGAGCAUGCGCUGUGACACCGACUGUCUCUCCGAGCGAUACAGAUCCGUCACGGGGGAGUGCAACAAUAGACAGCGUUCUAGUUGGGGUGCUGCAAACAUCCCCUACUCCCGCUGGCUGGAGCCAGAGUAUGAGGACACCACCGGCAUGCCGAGAGGCUGGGACCCGGACCACUCCUACAACGGCUUCAGCCUGCCUCCGGUGAGGCUGGUGUCCCAGGAGGUGCUGUACACCCACAACGACAACAUCUCCCUGGACUCCACCCUGUCCCAGCUGCUGGUGGAGUGGGGCCAGUGGAUCGACCACGACCUGGUCCUGACACCCCAGAGCCCCAGCACCGCCGCCUUCAGGACCGCCGUGGACUGCACCCGCAGCUGCAGCCGCGACACGCCCUGCUUCCCCAUCCAGAUCCCGUCCUCGGACCCCCGCACCGGCCUCCAGAGCUGCAUGCCCUUCUUCCGCUCGGCGCCGAGCUGCGGGCGCGGCCCCCUGGGGAGGGGCCACCGGGAACAGCUCAACGCCAUCACCUCGUACGUGGACGCCAGCAUGGUGUACGGCAGUUCGCCCGGCGUGGCCUCGGCCCUGCGCGACCGCCUCUCCCCCCGGGGCGCCCUGGCUCUCAACCCGCAGCACUCCGACCACGGCCUGGCCUACAUGCCCUUCCUGAGCCGCGGGCCACAGGCUCGCCUGGACCCCUGUGGCCCUCGAAGGGGGGGGAACCUGUCCUCCUCAGGGCCGCAAGAUGGGUCCCCACGCCGGGAUAACGCCACCUCUUGUUUUCAGGCUGGAGACUCCAGAGCCAACGAGCAUCUGGGGAUGAUCGCGCUGCACACCGUGUUCCUGAGAGAGCACAACCGGUUGGUGGAGGCGUUGUAUGGCCUCAACCCACACUGGAGCCCCAACACCCUCUAUCAGGAGGCCCGCAAGAUCAUGGGGGCCGUCCACCAGGUCCUGACGUGGGACCACUAUCUCCCUCGGGUCCUGGGGGAGGGUGCUCUCUCCCGCCUCAUGCCCGCCUACGAGGGCUAUAACCCUGACGUGGACCCCAGUGUUGCUAAUGUAUUUGCCGCGGCUGCAUUCCGCUUUGCCCACGUCACCAUCCAGCCCAUGGUGGCUCGGCUGGGGCCCGGGUACAGCCUGGACCCCCAGCACCCGCCGCUGGCUCUGCACCACUCCCUGUUUGCCUCCUGGAGGGUGGUGCAGGAAGGGGGGGUGGACCCAGUGCUGCGGGGUCUCCUGCUGUCCCCGGCUAAGCUGCAGGUUCCCGGGCAGAUGAUGGUGGAGGAGCUGACGGAGCGCCUGUUCCAGGCCCAGGGCGGGAUGCCCCUGGACCUGGGGGCCCUCAACCUGCAGCGGGGGCGGGACCAUGGACUGCCUGGAUACAGCUCUUGGAGGGAGUUCUGUGGCCUCUCCGUCCCCAACACCACCGCGGACCUCGCCGACGUCCUGGGGAACCGGCCGUUGGCGCACAAGUUCCUGGAGCUCUACGGCACGGCACGCAACAUUGACGUCUGGGUGGGGGCCAUCUCGGAGCCGGCGCUGCCCGGGGGCCGCGUGGGGCCGCUGCUGGCCUGCCUCCUAGCGAGGCAGUUCAGGGCCCUGAGGGAUGGGGACAGGUUCUGGUGGGAGAGGGAAGGUGUCUUCACCGCAGCGCAGCGUAAGCAGCUGAGAACCGCGUCUCUCUCACGCAUCAUCUGUGACAACAGUCACAUCCAGCGCGUCCCCGCGGACCCCUUCUCCCGCACCGAGAGCGCAGACGCAAUGCUGCCCUGCUCCCACCCCCUCAUCCCCCAGCUGGACCUCGGCCCCUGGAAAGAACCGGACACGGACCCCAGGUGCGGUGUCAUACCAAGGGUGCAGUACGGCUAUUCUCUGCUGUGUGGCUCAGUGGUUCUCUUCCAGUGCCGCACUGGCUUCACGCUCCAGGGCCCUCCCUCUGUCAGGUGUGAUCCGGGCAGCCAGCACUGGACACCAGCACCUCCUAUCUGCCACGACCUGAACCCUUCCGUAGGGUCAGUUCUGGGGGCCGUUGUGGCUGUCCUGGCAGGCGUCCUCAUCCUGGCCCUGCUGCUGGUUUGGUACAGAAGAUAUUUCCCAAAUAAACAAGAACUGGUAAAUGAAGGAUGCUGUCAGCAGAACAGCUAAUCCACGCUCUGCUGUCAUUAUAAAAUACAGGACUGUAAUUAGCUUUGGAUUUGAUGUUCUUAUUUGCUCAUAGCUAUAGGGUUUAACUUCCUAGUUGGUUUGAGGUCAAUUCAAUCAAGCCAAUGUGAAACACACCUCAACCCGUUCAAGUAAGCUUGGCUGUGUUUGAUUUGUUGACAACCGUUUUUCAAAGCAAUCAUCACAGGGUGUGACAUCACGUUCCUCUGGUGACAUGACAUGUCACUUUCACCGGCUGAAUACUUUGAUACUAUUGGCUUUGACAACUGGCGAGGAGUCCAUGCAGAAAUUCCAUAUAUUAUAUAACCUAUGAGUCAACCUUUGAGCAGUGUUAGAAGACCAUUGUGUUAUUCUUCCUAUCCAAAACCAGUUAGGCCACCAUGUGUGGGUGAGGUUAGGUAAAAAACCUUACAAUCAAGGUAGCUGGCAGUUCCUGGUGAUGUUUUUAGUUUUCGCCCUGAGAACUGAGGUCAUGGUUAGAAGGGCUCUUCUCCGAUUGGAUAUUUGAUUUGGCAUUGAAAAAGGUUAGGUUAGUAGUGGUUAGGGUUAUGUGAGUGGCAGUGAGAAAGGAUGGGUUAGAGAGGCAACAGCACAUAAACACAGCUUUACAGACGUACAACAAGGCAGCAACAGGAACCUGCAGGGUUAACAUACAGCUACUCAGACAUACAACAAGCACAAGCGAAGAACAGGAUUACAUAAACAAGGCAGAAUAGCAAGAAUAACAAUUGUGAAAAGCAUAAAAAAAUAACAUUUAAAAAAACAUAUCAGCGGGUACGGGCGUACAGAUGAGACAGGAGACUGAGGGCAAGGUUAGAUGGAGGGGAAGCAGUCACAGGAAUCUGUUAGAAGGUGUGAGAUGGUGUCUUUGAAGGCCGGGAUGGAAAUCAAUUUGACCAGUUUGAGGUGUUUUUGUAGUGCAUUCCAGUCAACGGCAGCAGCUGACUGGAAUGUUGCUAGACCGAGUAUGGAUCUGGUUUCAGGGGUUGUUAGCAGGAUGAGGAGAGAGGACCGGGUGUUAUAUGUGAUAGGUAGACGAUGCAGCAGGCGGGACAGGUAGGGGGGUGUCCGUUGAAGGGGGGUCUUGUAGAUGAGAGUGAGCCAGUGAAUAUCACGAAGCGUGUGUGAAGUGUGAAGCGAUGGCCAAUUGACCAGUGAGUAAAGACUGCAGUGGUGGGUGUUGAGGGGGGCAGUUGUGGCAAAACGGAUGGCAGAGUGAUAGAGUGUGUCCAGUUUGGCGAGAGUGCCCUUGCAUGCGGUUCUAUAGAUAGAUCACCGAAAUCAAGUGUUGGGAGAAUAGUGUGAUAAGUGUGAGUUUAGAAGAGGAAGUGAAGGCGGUAAAGGAAACCGAGUUUGGCCCGCACCUUAGACUGUAACCGGGAGAUGUGAUGUGAAAAGCAUAGUGUAGUGUCUAACCAGAUGCCCAAGUAUUUGUAGAUGGAGACUUGCUCCAGGAUUGCCCACUCACAGGUGGAGAUGUUUAAUGGAGACGGAGAGGGAACACCCUUCCGAUAAAACCACAUGACUUUUGUCCUAGAUUUGUUGAAUGGCAGUUUCAGUUGUGAGAGGGCAUGUUGUACCUGGAGAAAGCUAUCCUGGUGCGUGGAUUGGACAGAGGAGGGAGAUGAAUCACAGGCGUAUAGGAUUGUUGUGUCAUCUGCAUAAAGGUGAAUGAGGGAAUUGCCAGCAGCUAGGUGGAUGUUAUUGAUGUAGAUGGAGAACAGAGACGAGUUAAAAACCCCCUGCGUCGAAUGAAGACGCACAAGGACCCCCUUUGCGUCAGCAAUUAAAGCCAAAAGACCCUGAAAAAGCGUUGAUUUUUGACGAACUCGGAGUGAGACUGCGUGGGGGGAUGGCCUGCUCAGUUCUCAGGGCAGAAACUAACGCCCGAGGUAGUCUGGUCCAGCAUCUCUUACUGCAGUUACUAGAUGACCUUCUUUAAUAUAUACUUACAAAUAAACGUAUCCGCAAUCUUCCCGUGCUCAACAAUUGGCAAAGUAUUAAGAGUCUAGUUGUCAUAGUUGUCUUUAUUGGCUACACACAAUUGAAAGCAAAAACAUGUAAAUCUACUCAGAACUUACUGAGAUAACGCAUUUGAAAAUCUUGCAUAAUAAGAAUUAUUGCACUUCAGUUUUACCUUGAAAAACACCUUCUAUACCAGAAUUAAUAACAGACGCAGAAAUAAUUUAUUGUGACUGAUUCUGAUGGCUGUUGACUGUGCUCAUGCACAAACUGUGCUGUAUGGCUUGUAUCGCUUCUGAGAGUAUUCAACUAUCAUUGCAAAUGGUUGUGCGUUA
Molecule: messenger RNA, 5276 nt
Organism: Gadus macrocephalus (Pacific cod)
Lineage: Eukaryota; Metazoa; Chordata; Actinopteri; Gadiformes; Gadidae
Gene: epx
Product: eosinophil peroxidase
Exons: 16
Coding region: 382-2961 (859 amino acids)
Biological process (GO): response to oxidative stress
Molecular function (GO): heme binding; peroxidase activity
Source: RefSeq, a predicted model, not a curated record